AUGACAGAAUGUGGCAAAUCUGGGGACGCUUGGUAUCGCAACCGCGUUCGAAUUGUGUCUUCGAACCUACUUGUCGCGUUGUGUUUAUUUGCGAUAUUUGCACCUGUUUCGGGCCAAGAUUCGUGUAGUGUUGGACCUUGCUAUCCUUCUCCUUUGAACAUUUCAAAGCAUUUUAAUGUUACGGCGAACUCAACUUGCGGUAACCCGUCAGAGCAAUACUGCGUUGGCUUGGAUUGCACUAAAAUUUGCAAUGCGUCCGACGAGAAACGUAAACAUCCUGCUAACUUUGUAAACGACGACUUUAGAGACAAUACAUUCUGGAAGUCAAAAAACUACGAGUUUCCUGUUGUUCUACAGCAAGAGGUUCGAAGAACUUUCAUGCCGUAUCAGUCUAUGGUAACUUUUUUUCACGAGUUACCGGCUGCAAUGUACCUUUUGAAGUCAAAUGACUCUGGGAGAACAUGGAAUCCUCUAACCUACUUUGCAACGAACUGUACAAAAUAUUUUAAUCUACCAGAAACGCCUGAGAACGAAAGUGAGGCUUUGAAAAUCCAAUGUUUCAAAAUAGACACCGCUACAAAUCUCAACAAGCAGGUAAGCUUUUUGAUAGGACAUAUUUAUUUUGUAGAUGCUGCC
Pocillopora damicornis (cauliflower coral) is the source of this 636-nucleotide messenger RNA. Its product is annotated as netrin-1-like. NCBI's taxonomy places the organism in Eukaryota, Metazoa, Cnidaria, Anthozoa, Scleractinia, Pocilloporidae. The record is from RefSeq and is a predicted model, not a curated record.